Molecule: messenger RNA, 603 nt
Organism: Molossus molossus (Pallas's mastiff bat)
Lineage: Eukaryota; Metazoa; Chordata; Mammalia; Chiroptera; Molossidae
Product: membrane-spanning 4-domains subfamily A member 5-like
Exons: 5
Coding region: 1-603 (200 amino acids)
Biological process (GO): cell surface receptor signaling pathway
Cellular component (GO): plasma membrane
Source: RefSeq, a predicted model, not a curated record
AUGGAUUCAAGCACUUCACACAAUCCUGUGUUUAUAAUAUUUCCUCCAGAGGUCACUGUUUCCGAAUUUCACUCAAUGAAAAAUACAACCACAGACUAUGAGUCUACCAUGCCCUUUCCAAAAUUACUUACUACAAAAAUAAAAAUCUUUGGGACUAUCCAGAUUCUGCUUGGGGUGAUGAACUUUUCUUUUGGAGUAAUUUUCCUUUUCACCUUUGAAAAACCAUAUCCAAGGUUCCCCUUUAUAUUUGUUACAGGAUAUCCAUUCUGGAGCUCCAUUUUGUUCAUUUAUUCUGGAGCCUGCCUAGUUGCAUUGGAAAGAAGAUGCACAGAAACUCUGAUGAAGAUGAGCCGAACAAUGAACUGCUUUAGUGUUCUCGCAGCAGCAGCUGGGAUCAUUCUCCUUGUAUUUGGCUUCAGUUUGGAUCAAGACUACCUUUGUGGCUAUUCUGGACAAGUUAGUCAGUGCAAGGCUGUCAACACCUUAUUCAUUGGGAUCUUGAUUCUGUUGAUAGCCUUCAGCACUAUUGAACUACUCAUUGCUAUGUCUUUCUCGAUUUUGAGUAGAUCCUUUGACUGCUGUGAUUGUGAGGAAUGGUGUUGA